GUGUACGAAUAAUUGCGAAGCGUGGUUGGACGGGGGAUCUCGGGGGUCAAGAGACCAAGCUGUAGGCAGGCCGAUUUUCCCGGUGGAUCUCACGCUGAGCUGUAACUUGAUAACCCCUUUCCAGGCCUUCGAGUGCUGGGGUGUGCCCUUCUGGAAGCUAAGAGACUAACCUAGGAAGUAAAGUUAUCGUAUGGUUUCAGUUUUUGAGAAGAGAGUUCCUCUCUCGAGAGGAAAGCUUACUAACUAAUUCUCCUCAAUCAUCUGAAGGUAGUCGGAGCACCCAACAAUGGAUAAAUUUGUCAUUCGAACGCCUAGGACCCAGAAUAGCCCGCAGAAGAAACAGCUCGGAGGAAAGGUUUACAAGCAAGCCACGAUUGAAUCUUUGAAGAGAGUUGUGGUUGUAGAAGACAUAAAAAGAUGGAAAACUAUGUUGGAGCUUCCUGAUCAAACCAAAGAAAACCUAGUUACAGCCUUACAAGAAUUAAAGAAGAAAAUACCCUCCAAGGAGGUGUUGCGAUCGACAAAGAUAGGUCACAUUGUGAACAAGAUGCGCAAGCACUCAGACCCAGAGGUGGCGUGUCUUGCCAAAGAAGUUCACACCGAGUGGAAAACUUUCUUUGAAAAACAUUUGGAUAGACCUUCUAUUGAAGUACGAAGUGAUCCAAAAACUGAGUCAUUUAGAAAAAAUGCCCAGAAAUUACUCUCAGAAGCCUUGGAAUUGAAGAUGGAUCACCUACUGGUUGAAAAUAUUGAGCGGGAAACGUUUCAUCUCUGCUCCCGGCUCAUUAACGGGCCUUACCGGAGGACGGUGCGAGCUCUGGUCUUCACAUUAAAGCACAGAGCUGAGAUCCGGGAGCAGGUGAAGAGCGGGGCGCUGCCGGUCGGCACGUUUGUACAGACCCACAAAAAGUGACCCGAGGACGGGCCCAGCGCUGGGCCUCGCUCCGCCAUUCAAAGACUCUUUUGAGUUUGGGUGAUGCGGGUGUCGGCUGUGCUGGAUAUUCCCAUGGUGCCAUUCCUUCAGACAGAAUAUGGGGAGCCCCGGGAGACGGGCCUGUGGGAGCGGCUUCAUUAGCUGCCUUGCGCUGGCGCUGCCUGACGGGACGCACACGGCUGUCACUAGGAAGCGCCAUCCAGUUGCCAUCACCCAACACAAUGGAAGGGUGACAGGUUUCACUGUGAGCUUGCCAGGGACACCUCUAAACUCCCCCAUGUCAGGCAGAUGAAGUUACCACUUUAUUUCGCCACCCUGCAGGUAACUGAAACUCAAUUACCGCUGCUGCUCACUCGGUUCCAUCCCCCUGAGUUUAGACAGCUCCGAUGCCUCUCAGAACUCCCCUGUCUGUUCUCUUUGCUCAACCCCAGGGGUGAGCCCACUGGAGCCUGAGACCAGCCCUGCUUGCCAGCGCUCACUUAUCUGAGCCUUUCAGCUCUCCCUGGAAGACCUUAGGGGAUGGGCUCCUGAGCCCCCAUGCUGAGGUUUCUAAUGAGGAGCUGGCCUGAAGCUUCCCGCACCUCGGGGUUUAUUUGAAUACAGGCUCUGUAGAGGAUGCAUAAUGAAAUUUCUCUUGCAGACUUACUGCAGUUUGAAAAGAUGCAUAUGUGAAGAUUUUCAAUGAAAUAUGUCUACACAAGCCUGCUUGGGUGAUUAUGUAAAUUGUACUUGCUCUUUAAGAAGUGAUAAUAAACAGAUAUACUAAAACAA
This is a messenger RNA of Cricetulus griseus (Chinese hamster), 1705 nucleotides long. NCBI's taxonomy places the organism in Eukaryota, Metazoa, Chordata, Mammalia, Rodentia, Cricetidae. The record is from RefSeq and is a predicted model, not a curated record.